Molecule: messenger RNA, 297 nt
Organism: Penicillium waksmanii
Lineage: Eukaryota; Fungi; Ascomycota; Eurotiomycetes; Eurotiales; Aspergillaceae
Exons: 1
Coding region: 1-297 (98 amino acids)
Source: RefSeq, a predicted model, not a curated record
AUGGAACGCUGGAAGCGUAUUCGUGACAUUGAACUCGUUCUAAAUCCGAAAUAUUACCCCGCAGACCCGUCACUUGCACAUCGCGUUCUUAUCGCGGCGACCGAGGAGCUGGGGCAUGAUAGCCCAUCAGUGCAGAAAUACGUGCACGGAGGAUUAGAAGCUGUUUGGGCAAGAGAACUCGAUAUUGCGAAUCCAGAAACCGUUAUCCAGCUUGCCGAUGAAGCUGGACUCGAAGGAAUUCGUCUUGUGGACAGAGCGAGGAACGAAAGCAAGCUUGCAGGAUCGAGUCCGCCCUAA